Molecule: messenger RNA, 615 nt
Organism: Linum tenue
Lineage: Eukaryota; Viridiplantae; Streptophyta; Magnoliopsida; Malpighiales; Linaceae
Source: the annotation of a GenBank genome assembly
AUGCUCCUCCACCACCACAACCCUUUCCACGCCAUGGAAUCUUGCCUCCAGCUCAACGGAAUCUCGCUCACGCCUUCCCUCCUCCUCCAUACCCUAAUCUGUCUCCGCCACAGCUCCAAGAUCGCCCUAUCCCUCUUCCACUACUCUCUCUCCCUCCCUUCUUCUCCGGCCACCUCCGCCGCUUACAACCUCAUGAUCGAUAUCCUCGCGAAGGUUCACCAAUUCGACGUUUGUUGGCAGCUAACCAUCCAGAUGUGGCAGCAAAACGACGAGGAUUCAGAUUCCCAGCCCAAUUUCACCACUUUCUCCGUCCUCAUUCGGCGGCAGAUCGCCGCCGGAUUCACCCGCCAAGCGAUUCGCGCGUUCGACGAUAUGCAAGGGUUCAUUGGGUCGGUGGAUUCGGGCCAUUUCUACUUCCUGCUCGACACUUCCUGCUCGACACCAGCCAUAACCACCGGAACAAUGGAUUUCAUCACCAGCUCGGGCCUCAUCACCCCCAUCGACGCCACUCCAACCCCGCUCUUCGUCGUGCCAUAUGCAGCUCCCAUGCUCGCAACAACAAAUUACACGAGCGCAACCGCAGAUCCAAGAUUAAUCCUCAUAGAUCUACAGUAA